UAAAAAGAAACUGGAAAAAAACCCGAAACUAAGGGAAAAAAGGAAAGAAAAAAUCUUCCAUCUACAAGGCUGAAGCAAACUCUCGAGCCUCAACCUUGAAAUUUGCUGGUUCUUAAACCCUCAAGAAAUAACCGGAUGCUUUGUUGUAGAUAUGCUCUGCCACUCGUUACUAAAAGAUUGGAAUCAGUUAAAAUUAACCAGAGACCUAGGAAUACCGUGGUAUGCGCUGCUAAAGGUCCAAGACCUCGGUAUCCUCGGGUAUGGAAAUCAAGGAAUAGAAUUGGGACUGUCUCUAAAUCAGCAAAGCUUGUUACUUGUGUUAAGCAACUGUCAAAUGUCAAGGAGGAAGUUUACGGGGCUCUCGACUCCUUUAUUGCAUGGGAACUAGAGUUCCCUCUAAUUACAGUUAAGAAAGCAUUGAAGAUCCUACAGAACGAACAAGAAUGGAAGAGAAUAAUUCAGGUGAUAAAGUGGAUGUUAAGCAAAGGUCAAGGAAGAACAAUGGGAACGUAUUUCACCUUACUGAAUGCCUUAGCGGAGGAUGGGAGACUUGAAGAGGCUGAAGAGCUGUGGGUCAAACUAUUUUCUGAUAAUUUAGAAAGCACCCCACGUAUUUUCUUUGAUAAAAUGAUUUCUAUUUAUUACCACAAGGACAUGCAUGAGAAGAUGUUUGAGGUAUUUGCUGACAUGGAAGAGCUUGGUGUCAAACCAAGUAUAUCAGUUGUUUCAAUGGUUGGAAAUACCUUCCAAAAGUUGGGCAUGUUGGACAAGUACGACAAAUUAAAAAGGAAAUAUCCUCCACCAAAAUGGGAAUACCGGUACAUCAAGGGAAAGCGUGUCAAAAUUCAAGUGAAGCAGCUACAGGAAUUUGAUAAAAAGGCCAAAGGUGUCACUGAGGACAAGGAAACUGAAGAGAAUUCGAGUUUAGAGCAUGAGGAAGCAGAAGCAAGUUCAAAUAAAAUUGCCAAAGGUGUCACUGAGGACAAUGAAACUGAAUGGAUUAUGAGUUUCAAGCAUGAAGAACCAGAAGCACAAUCAAAUUACAUUCACUGCUGAAGUUGAUAUAAUUUCAUGAUUAAUCAAUAGUCUUAUAUCCAGCAAGCCUUGGCUGUGAUACUGAAAUACAAUAUAUUCGAUCUCAGGAGCAUGUUAAGGAAGGUUGUAUGACAAGAAUGAAAAAGCGUUUCUCAUGUCAUGUUAUUUUGUAUCAGCACUCUCCUUAUUGUGCUAGGUUUCUUCUGGGCUUCAUGUAAAACAUAAGUAGGCUGUAGGAUAGUAAGAAAUGUUUCUUCUUUCUCUUAUAUGGACAACUGAAAAGAACUUGCAAAAGUUGAUUGAAUAAAUGAUCCAAAGUUAUUAA
Messenger RNA from Gossypium raimondii (Peruvian cotton), 1360 nucleotides. Its product is annotated as pentatricopeptide repeat-containing protein At4g21190. Lineage: Eukaryota; Viridiplantae; Streptophyta; Magnoliopsida; Malvales; Malvaceae. Gene Ontology annotation, molecular function: protein binding. The record is from RefSeq and is a predicted model, not a curated record. Bases 136 to 1056 code for a protein of 306 amino acids. The transcript has 6 exons.